Messenger RNA from Alligator sinensis (Chinese alligator), 3310 nucleotides. It is a transcript of the gene RRM1, whose product is annotated as ribonucleotide reductase catalytic subunit M1. The transcript has 18 exons. Gene Ontology annotation, biological process: deoxyribonucleotide biosynthetic process; DNA replication. The record is from RefSeq and is a predicted model, not a curated record. Gene Ontology annotation, cellular component: ribonucleoside-diphosphate reductase complex. The coding region runs from base 40 to 2379 and encodes 779 amino acids. Gene Ontology annotation, molecular function: ribonucleoside-diphosphate reductase activity, thioredoxin disulfide as acceptor; ATP binding. Lineage: Eukaryota; Metazoa; Chordata; Crocodylia; Alligatoridae.
CUUCCCCGGCGCUGCGCAGAUGGACGCCACGAGCGCGUCAUGUUUGACAAGAUCACGUCCCGCAUCCAGAAGCUCUGCUACGGGCUCAAUGCCGACUUUGUCGAUCCUGCUCAGAUCACCAUGAAAGUGAUCCAAGGUCUUUACAGCGGUGUUACCACAGUAGAGCUGGAUACACUGGCUGCGGAGACGGCUGCGACCCUGACUACCAAACACCCCGACUAUGCCAUCCUGGCAGCAAGGAUCGCAGUCUCCAACUUGCACAAAGAAACCAAGAAAGUGUUCAGUGAUGUGAUGGAUGAUCUAUACAACUAUAUAAACCCUCACAAUGGCAAGCACUCCCCAAUGAUCUCCAAGGAAACGCUAGACAUAGUCUUGGCCAACAAAGAUCGCCUGAACUCUGCUAUCAUCUACGACAGAGAUUUCUCCUACAACUACUUUGGCUUUAAGACUCUCGAACGCUCCUAUCUGCUGAAAAUCAAUUCAAAAGUUGCAGAGCGUCCCCAGCACAUGCUAAUGAGGGUCUCUGUGGGCAUCCACAAAAACGACAUUGAUGCCUCAAUUGAAACCUACAAUCUCUUGUCUGAAAAGUGGUUUACCCACGCCUCUCCCACUUUAUUCAACGCGGGCACCAACCGGCCUCAGCUCUCCAGCUGUUUUCUGCUGUGCAUGAAGGACGACAGUAUUGAGGGAAUCUAUGACACCUUGAAGCAUUGUGCGCUGAUUUCCAAGUCAGCAGGGGGAAUUGGCCUGGCAGUGAGCUGCAUCCGCGCCACUGGCAGCUACAUUGCGGGGACCAAUGGGAAUUCCAAUGGGCUGGUCCCAAUGCUGAGAGUCUACAACAACACUGCCCGCUAUGUGGAUCAAGGUGGUAACAAGAGACCUGGGGCCUUUGCCAUUUACCUGGAGCCGUGGCACUUGGACAUCUUUGAGUUUCUCGAUUUGAAGAAGAACACCGGGAAGGAGGAGCAGCGAGCUAGGGACCUCUUCUUUGCCCUCUGGAUUCCUGAUCUCUUCAUGAAACGGGUCGAGACCAACCAAGAUUGGUCUCUGAUGUGUCCCAACGAGUGCCCUGGCUUGGAUGAGGUCUGGGGAGAGGAGUUUGAGAAACUGUAUGAGAGGUAUGAGAAGGAGAACCGUGUGCGCAGGGUGGUGAAAGCCCAGCAGCUCUGGUAUGCCAUCAUUGAGUCCCAGACUGAGACCGGUACCCCUUACAUGCUGUAUAAGGACUCUUGUAACCGGAAGAGCAACCAGCAGAACCUGGGCACCAUCAAGUGCAGCAACCUGUGCACGGAAAUAGUGGAGUACACCAGCAAAGAUGAGGUUGCAGUUUGUAACUUGGCCUCCAUAGCCCUGAACAUGUAUGUCACCCCAGAGCACACCUAUGACUUCAAGAAGCUGGCCGAGGUCACUAAAGUCAUCGUCCGGAACUUGAACAAAAUCAUCGACAUUAACUACUACCCUGUGCCGGAGGCUGAGCGCUCCAAUAUGCGCCACCGCCCCAUCGGCAUCGGUGUGCAAGGCCUGGCGGACGCCUUCAUCCUGAUGAGAUACCCCUUUGAGAGUCCCGAGGCCCAGCUCCUGAACCAGCAGAUCUUUGAGACCAUUUACUACGGCGCUUUGGAGGCCAGCUGCGAGCUCGCCAAAGAGCAAGGGCCAUAUGAGACAUACGAGGGCUGUCCCGUCAGCAAAGGAAUCCUACAGUACGACAUGUGGAACGUCAUCCCUACCGACCUGUGGGACUGGAAGUCCUUGAAGGAGAAGAUUGCCAAGUAUGGUGUUAGGAACAGCCUCCUCCUUUCUCCAAUGCCAACUGCUUCCACGGCUCAGAUUUUGGGCAAUAAUGAAUCCAUCGAGCCCUAUACCAGUAACAUCUACACACGCCGAGUCCUCUCAGGAGAGUUUCAGAUUGUGAAUCCACACUUGCUAAAAGACCUGACAGAGAGGGGCCUCUGGAACGAGGAGAUGAAAAACCAAAUCAUCGCUCACAACGGCUCCAUUCAGAAUAUCCCAGAGAUCCCCGUGGACUUGAAGCAGCUCUAUAAAACUGUGUGGGAAAUCUCCCAGAAAACCAUCCUUAAGAUGGCAGCCGACCGUGGAGCAUUCAUCGACCAGAGCCAGUCCCUCAACAUCCACAUUGCGGAGCCCAACUACGGCAAGCUCACCAGCAUGCACUUCUAUGGCUGGAAGCAGGGCCUGAAGACCGGCAUGUACUACUUAAGGACGAAGCCGGCUGCCAACCCCAUCCAGUUCACCCUCAACAAGGAGAAGCUCAAAGAGAAAGAGAAGACCUCCAGAGAAGAAGAGGUGAAGGAGAGGAACAAAGCUGCCAUGGUGUGCUCGCUGGAGAACCGAGACGAGUGCAUGAUGUGCGGCUCCUAAAAGGCCAGCCAUGUGGGGCCAGCAAGUUGCUCCCUUUGGCUUACUUUCUCCUAGGAUAGAUAGGUCUAGCUUUACUCUGAGGUGGAGCGUCUUGCUGGAGCUGUGGCUGGAGGUGGUCAGGGAGGAGUGUGCUGUUGCUUUCCCCUGCCUGCAGGCUGCAUAUGAAGUUUGUCUAUCGCUUUUGCAGCUGGGUAUCCCAGGAACCUAGUGCUCUUACACGGUCUCGCCUUUUCCGCUCUAGCUAGGAUUGUCCUCAGCAGACAGAAAACGUGUCACUGCCUGCUCCCUUCCCGGUCAGUGCUGUGGACUUCAGACCGUUGUUCUGGUUUUCCUGGAGUUCUGUUACUGUGCUUUUGGUAGGGGAGCAGAUCCUGACGGGUGAAUUUCUUUUGUUGCAGUAAAGCGACAGCGAGGGAAAUAGCCUAGCUUGGGUGUAUUCCCUGCUUGGUGCUCUCUCUGCCUUGGUGAAAGGGCUAUUCUGUCAGGCUGUGGAAGGAUGGAGGAGCGAGACAGGGUGCAGACGGGCAAGGUGGAUGAGCUGCCUGCAGACUUCACCAGCCCCUUCCAGCCUGACAGAGCUCUGCACUUGCAGAGGUCAUCCCCCCACCCCACCAGGAAACAGCAAGGCUGUGACUUUGUGUCUAGGUCUGUAUCCAGACCCGGCUUUACUGGGCUGUUUCCUUGAAACUGGCUGAUACGUUCUGGACUCACAAACCUUUCUGGCUCACGCCCUCCAUCUGCUUCGAGAGCUGAGCUUGUCUGCCUAGGACAGGGGCUCUAUCUUUUCUGAACUGUUUUUACCUUCUCGUAUCCUGAACUCCUCUCACUGAUAUAGCUGGACUCCCAGUUCUCAACUAUUUAUUGACUCCAUGUACCACACACAUAAUUAACCCUUUCAACCAGCUGAUGACAAUAAAGUGUAGAGUGUAAA